Messenger RNA from Lactuca virosa, 4490 nucleotides. NCBI's taxonomy places the organism in Eukaryota, Viridiplantae, Streptophyta, Magnoliopsida, Asterales, Asteraceae. The record is from the annotation of a GenBank genome assembly.
UGUGUUGCCAUCUCUAGUUAUUGUUUUUCUCCAUCACAAGAAAUUGCAGAGGCAAUCUUUUUAUCAUUAAAAAAUGGGAACACAAAAACUCUGGAUUUUAUCUGAUUAUGACAUCUUCUUGAGAAGAGAAGCAGGUUUCGCUUAAUAGAUUAUAGUGUCACUGUGUGUCUGUGUGUGAGAGAGAAAGGGGACGACAGAGAGAGAGAGAGAGAGAGACAUAGAAACCACAUCACCGCCGUGGGACGCCUGUCAUAUUGUGGUAAAUCUUCACCGACUCGCAUGCUCAAACCCCUCUCUCCUUCUCUUCUUCUUUCUUUCAAAUACAGUCUCUUUUAGGGUUUAUGUUAAGCUCAAUUUCUUUCGUUGUAGUUUUACGUUGUUGAAUUCUACCGCCUUUUCCCAAAUCAGUUUUCGAAACGAUAACUGAAUGAUUAGUAUUUAUGUUUAGAUAGAUAGAUAGAUAAGUAAACUGCUUGAUUAGAUCUUAGAUGGCGUAUGAUCAGAAUGCGUUACCUAAUAGUUUACGCCCAAUUCAUAUAGCUAGAACGGUGGGUGAAGAAUCUCGCAUUGGGGCUCCUGUAGUUCUACCAAAUUCGAAUCCUCUCCCGCGUGAACCGUGCACCGGUAGCCCUGGAACAAUUCCGGUUUACUACCCUUCAUCAGCGCCGGCUGUUCCCGACGCCGGCUAUGUUAAUUUGAAUUAUGGGAAUGUAGUUCCAGCAGUCGCUAAUUGGUUACCACGUAUGCCACCGCCGGUGACUUCUGGAGGGGUAGGUAUGUUACCUGGUUAUGCGUAUAAUAAUACUAGUUUAGCCCCUCCACGUUUUUACGAUCCAAAUCUACCACCAGUUGGUGGUAGUGGUGGUGGUAGUAAUGCCUCCGAUCAUGCUAGUGAUGAAGGUGGAGAUGACUCUGCUUCAGGGAGGAAAGUUAAGUUUUUAUGUAGUUUUGGAGGUAAGAUUUUGCCUAGACCUAGUGAUGGUGUUCUUAGAUAUGUUGGUGGGGAUACUAGGAUCAUUAGCUUUAGAAGAGAUGUGAGAUUCAAUGAGUUGCUUCAAAAGAUGUAUGAUUCAUAUGGACAAAAUCUUGUUAUUAAAUAUCAAUUACCCGAUGAAGAUCUUGAUGCACUUGUUACAGUUUCUAGACCUGAUGAUCUAGUAAACAUGAUGGAUGAGUAUGAUAAAUUGGUUGAAAGAUCUUCCGAUGGUUCAGCUAAAUUAAGAGUGUUCUUGUUUUCACACCUUGAAUCUUCCAGUGCCAUUCGAUUCAAAGAUUUACAAGAUAGUGGACAGAGAUAUGUAGAGGCAGUGAACGGAAUCACAGAUGGUUUUUCCGGUGGCGGCAGCAGUGGUGCUGGGAGGAAGGAAAGUUUAGCAAGUGCUUCCUCUACUCAAAAUUCAGAAUCUUGUGGAACUGAGGGUGGUGGUGAUAGCAAUCACAGCAUAGGACAUGAUCAGGUGGAGGUGGUGGCCAUGGGCCCAUCCAUGACCGGAUUAUCCCCUGGCGGCAGUUCUGUCGCCGGAGUUCUUGUUGGUAAACCCGCUCUUGUCCCAGCUUCACCUUCUCAAUCUGAUCAUGAUUUUGAUAUCUUGGAAAGAACACCUCUCCCUAUUCAUGUCCAACAACAGAGGCAAUUGGGAUAUGAUUUUAUGCCACCUGGCAGCUGUGCUGCCGUUCAGCCGCCAGCACCUUAUGUCCAGACUUAUCUUGAUCCCCGCCAUGGGACAUUCAACCGGACAGAAUACGUACAGGUGGCACCACCACCAUCAUCAUCCCAAUUAGGAUACCCUUCUCAGAUGAUGCGAAGUGUUGCUCCAAUGUAUCCCCAACCACAGCAGAUUAUUCCUUCAUCCCAUGUCAGUUUCAAACCAAAUCCAGUUCCGGUUCCGGUUCCGGUUCAGGUUCCAAUUCCGGUUCCGGUUCCAGUUCCUCAAGUAGUCCAGCAACAAGAGGUUCGAAUGGACCAAUUCCCUGUUAAUCUUUCUACUGAUCAAAGUCAAACCUGCACCACAUAUCAACCUCAACCUCAACCACAACCACAACCACCAAUCAUUCCUGGACCUUACGGAUGGAAUCAGAUUCCGCCCCAAGACCAAGUGUCCUAUUCCGAUGUUUGGGUGCCAACUCAACAGAUGAUAUAUCAAGAAGUAGUGCCUAGAUUUGAUGGAUGUAUCAUGUGUCAAAAAGCACUCCCCCAUGCACAUUCUGAUACCAUGGCACAAGAAAAAAAAGAAAGCCCUAGAUCAAACAUAUCAGAUGUGAAUCCAAUUUAUCAAAGUCUUAGAUUAGAGGAUGCAAGAAGACUGAUGCAACCAAACAUGGGUCCUGUAUCUGGACCCGGACCCACUGUGGACCAGAUGCAUGGAGUUGGGGUUCGGUCAAGAUUUGCUGACCAUGAAGGAGGUGGAAUGAUGCCUCCAUUGUAUGCUGUUCAAGGGCAAUUUGGGAAUGAUGGGACUCUUUCUCAGAGACCCGAAACUAGCUAUGGUGUAUUGCUUAAUCAACUUCCUCAUGGUGGGCAUUCAAGUAUAGCCCAACAACAACAGGCUAUUGUCCCAAUGCAAUAUCAACCAAAGCAGGAAACCAUGGUUAGCAAACGGGUUAGUGGUGAUUCAAACCUUGGUGGUGGUGGUGGUGGUGGUGGUGGUGGGGUUCCUUCACCAACUUCUGACCACAGCCAGGUUCAUGAGUCGCCAAAGGAGUUUCCUGAUAAUGUAAGACAAAUUGAUGGGAGGAUGGAAGAAUUACGAAUACGUCCUUCUCCUCAUGAUGUUCUUGUUAACAAUGAUAUUCGUGUUGAGAAUCCGCGAGAGGAAAUCUUGGAAAAUAGACAAGAGGUGAAUCUUGAUUCGAGUUACAUGAUGCCUUAUUCCUAUUUGGGAGGUGGUAAUAAUGAAGGGAGUCCUGUGUUUUCUGGUGUUGAUUCCACUGCCAUUGUUGCUGAAAAUCCACCUGUCAGUGAAUGGAAUGUGUACCCUUUACAAAUUGAGUCAAAAACUGAAGUUGACCCUUUGUCAAUGGAAUCACUUAAUCCGUUUAAUGGAGUUAAUGAAACCCCAGACACUACAAACUCGCUUUUCAGUGAUCAAGAUCCAUGGAUGUUAAGGCAUGAUUCACAGCCAAGUGGGAAUUUGGAAUUACAUUUUGAUGUGUCACAUGGUCAUUCUACCAUAGGUUCUGCUGAGGAGUUGAUUAAACAAGAACUUCAAGCAGUUGCUGAAGGUGUAGCUGCUUCUGUUCUUCAUUCAUCAACACCUUCAAAUCCUGACUCAAAUAAACGUGGAUUGGAAACCAAAAAAAGCUGUGAAGGGCAAACAAGUAAUACUGAUGACCAAGAUUUGAAAACAAAGGUUCCAGAAAAGACAAAUCUAGGGUUUCCGGUUUCAGAUGGGCUUGGUCGUUUGCAGAUAAUCAAGAACAGUGAUCUUGAAGAGCUGCGUGAACUGGGGUCGGGUACAUUUGGAACUGUUUACCAUGGAAAGUGGAGAGGAACUGACGUGGCAAUCAAACGAAUAAAUGACAGAUGUUUUGCAGGAAAAGCUUCAGAACAAGAACGCAUGAGAGAGGAUUUCUGGAACGAAGCAAUUAAGCUUGCGGAUCUUCAUCAUCCGAAUGUCGUAGCCUUUUAUGGGGUUGUACUUGAUGGUCCGGGCGGGUCGGUUGCUACUGUAACUGAGUAUAUGGUUAAUGGAUCUUUAAGAACCGCUUUGCAAAAGAACGAGAGGAAUUUGGAUAAGCGAAAACGGCUUUUGAUUGCUAUGGAUGUUGCUUUUGGGAUGGAAUACCUUCAUGGAAAAAACAUUGUUCAUUUUGAUUUGAAAAGCGACAACUUACUUGUCAACCUUCGUGAUCCACACCGUCCCAUAUGCAAGGUUGGAGACUUGGGACUAUCAAAAGUGAAACGACAAACCCUAAUCUCAGGGGGUGUACGUGGGACCCUUCCAUGGAUGGCACCAGAGCUUCUAAAUGGAAGCAGCAGCCUCGUUUCAGAAAAAGUCGAUGUCUUCUCAUUCGGGAUUGUCAUGUGGGAACUUCUUACAGGAGAUGAACCAUACGCAGACUUACAUUACGGGGCUAUAAUCGGUGGGAUUGUAAGCAACACACUUAGACCUGCGGUGCCAGAAUCAUGCGACCCAGAAUGGAGAUCUUUAAUGGAGAGGUGUUGGUCGGCUGAGCCAUCAGAGAGACCUAGCUUCACGGAGAUAGCUAACCAGUUACGUGGCAUAACCUCAAAGAUUCCACCAAAAGGACAACUACAUCAGUAACUUUUUUUAUUAUCAUCAUUUUGGGUCAAAAUACCUAGAGUUUAGGAAGAAAGUACGUUUGUCAUAUCUUGGAUAUUUAAAAAACAGAGUUGGUGGUGUUUGGGUUUGGUUUAUCUUAUUAUCAUACACACACAAACAAACAUAUUUCUUUUUUCACACAUCCAUGAUCCAUGUUAUGGUUCGGCGUUAAUGAACGUGGGUUGCUAUGCCAAUAAGAAGUUGAUU